AGAAACCAUUCUAGCCAAUAACAACUCAACACCUCUGAUCUCUCUGUCCCUCUCCCUCAAUUGCUUUCUGCCAUUUCAGAUCUCUCUCUCUCUCUCUCUCUCUCUCAUAAGUACAGUAUAAAGACCAAGCAAAGUAAAAGCUUUACUUCUUUAUUAAGCUCAAUCACUGCCCCUAAUUCUGCUUCUCUUUAAAUCUCCCACACUUUUACUCAGAUCUCUCCCCCCUCUGCUGUCUGUUUUCUAUAGGAGUCUUGCCCAGUGAGUUUGAACUCUGAAGAAGCCUUCAAGAGAUCUGCUUUUUUUCUUCAACAGUUUCUUGAAAAUUUUUUCCUUGGGGUUGGGAAAGUUGGGUGGUCUUUUCUGGAUUCCUCACCUCAUAUUUAUGUCAAAAGAAGUAUUCAUAUUCCUAUUCCUAUCCUUUUUCCUUCAAAUGCCUUAGCUUGUUGAUUUAUAUUAUUCUGGUCAGACCAUUAACCAUAGAAACCUCCCCUUUCAUUAUCCCCUCCCCACCCCCACUAUUCAUUUAUGAUUUAUAUACAUAAACAUCCCCAGAAGAGCUGUAAUGAACAGUGAAGAAUGAGCCAAGAAAUGGGAAUUCUCUCAUCUGAAACAUAUCUCAGUGACUCCAACUGGCUGUUCGAUGAGGCGAAGGCCUCGAAAUGGACCGCGGAAGAGAACAAGAGGUUUGAGGAUGCACUGGCCUUGUUUGAUAAAGAUACCCCAGAUCGGUGGCACAAUGUGGCAGCCAUGAUACCUGGAAAGACUGUGAAUGAUGUGAUCAGGCAGUAUAGGGAAUUGGUGGCGGAUGUUAGUGAUAUUGAGGCAGGGCUGAUACCCAUUCCUGGGUAUGCAACUAGUCAUUCUUUCACAUUGGAGUGGGUGGAUAGCCAUUCCCAUGGCGGAUAUGAUGCUUACAGGCAGUUCUAUGCUCCUCCUGGGAAGCGCAGCAAUUCCAGCCGUUCUUCUGAUCAUGAAAGGAAAAAGGGUGUUCCCUGGACUGAGGAAGAACACAGGCAAUUUCUGCUGGGGCUGAAGAAGUAUGGGAAAGGGGACUGGAGGAAUAUAUCUCGAAAUUUUGUGACUUCCAGAACUCCAACUCAAGUUGCCAGUCAUGCCCAGAAAUACUUUAUCAGGCAGCUUUCAGGAGGGAAAGAUAAAAGGAGAUCAAGCAUACACGAUAUCACAACAGUUAAUCUGUCAGAAACCAAGUCUCCUUCCCCAGAAAACAAUAUUAACAGUUGUUCCUCAGAUAAACCUGCGGCUCAAGUUAUAACUACUCCUCCUCCUUUGUCGAAUAAUCAUGGAGGAGUGAGCAUUACAUUCGAUUCUCAAUAUGGCAGCUUGAUAACUGCAACCGCUGCAACUUUCCAAGGGACAUCAUCGUACGGACUAAAUCUGCAUGAACAUAAUAAUAUGCAGUACAACAACAACAACAUUAAUCUGCAUGGUCUGCAGUUUCAGAUGCAACCAGAAUGACUGCUUCAUCAUCAUCAAAUUAAACCGGGUGGAGGCCGGCCUAAUUCGAUCAGAGCUGAGGUAUAUAUAUAUAUAGAUGUGUGAUGUGUGUCACUGUCUGUAAUAGUACAUACAAUUCAGUAUAAUGGCCUUAUAAUGUAAUAUGUUCAUCCCAAAUUGAUGACAAGCAAACACAAGAGCUCCAACUGUUAAAAACUCAAAUCUUUAAGUUCACUGAUGAGAGAGAGAGAGAGAGGGUAGCAUUUGGAGGAGGAGCUCAGCUUCAAGCUGUCAUCCUCAUUUUCACUGCUCCAAAGGGUGUUCAUCAAGAUUGAUUAGCAGGAAGCCCAUCACUGCAUUUUUUUUUUCCUUUUUUUAUCCCAGAUUUUUGUUUGUUUGGUCCACAAAUGGCCUUAAA
Molecule: messenger RNA, 1873 nt
Organism: Ipomoea triloba (trilobed morning glory)
Lineage: Eukaryota; Viridiplantae; Streptophyta; Magnoliopsida; Solanales; Convolvulaceae
Product: transcription factor DIVARICATA-like
Exons: 2
Coding region: 577-1476 (299 amino acids)
Molecular function (GO): DNA binding
Source: RefSeq, a predicted model, not a curated record